This is a messenger RNA of Planococcus citri (citrus mealybug), 2361 nucleotides long. Its product is annotated as GTP-binding protein 2. NCBI's taxonomy places the organism in Eukaryota, Metazoa, Arthropoda, Insecta, Hemiptera, Pseudococcidae. Gene Ontology annotation, biological process: translational elongation. The transcript has 8 exons. Gene Ontology annotation, molecular function: GTPase activity; translation elongation factor activity; GTP binding. Bases 346 to 2049 code for a protein of 567 amino acids. The record is from RefSeq and is a predicted model, not a curated record.
UUUCGUGUUUUCCCCUCUUAAAUACGUAUCUAUCUAUCUGAAUGGUGUUAUAUGUAUCAUUACGAUUAUUUUCUCGGAUGUUGUGUUAGUCCAUCUUUCACUCAAAUAGAGACUUCUCGUUUGUAGCUUUCUUGCGUGUCCCCAAACCUACACAAAAGUGCCCAUUCACCCUUAGCCGUAGAGUAAUAGAAUAAAAGUACCACAUUAGGAAGUAUUAGUACCUCUAGGCUCUACCUAGUAUCUACAGGGGUAAUAAUUUAGUAUUGGCGCUAGCACUUGGCACUUUAUGCAAGAGGAGCGAGUGCUGAGUGCAGACUCUAGUGUACGAAAUACAUUAAGUACCUAAUGGACUCGUUUCUUAUGCUGUUCGACAACGGAUACCAAAAGGUAGAUUACGAGGGUUUAUCGUCGGAAUUAUGGAAUCGAGACGAUGGCAGCGUCGAUGACGAAGAUGUCAGAUUACCUCCGGAACCUUCUUUGGGUAACGUCGAGUAUAAAUUGAAAUUGAUCAAUCCGACAGAUGUGAGAUUCGAGCGUCUUGUGUCGCAGAUGAAAUGGCGCUUACGAGAGGGUCGUGGCGAAGCUAUCUACGAGAUCGGUGUACGCGAUAACGGAAUUUUAGCCGGACUAUCGUGCAGCGAAAUCGAUUCCAGCUUGCAGACUUUGCAGCAAAUGGCCUUACAGUUGGACGCGACGAUGACAAUUCUCAGAGAACGCCACGUCGAACAGGAUAAAAAAGUCAUCGAAGUUCUCAUACGUAAGAUACCGGAUGACCAGCAGAAUAUCGAAGUCAGAGUGGCUGUAUUGGGUGGCGCAGAUGCCGGAAAGUCUACUCUUCUCGGUGUUAUUACUCACGGCGACUUGGACAAUGGCAAGGGUAACGCUCGUCUGAAUAUGUUUCGACAUCUUCACGAAGUUCAGUCUGGAAGAACAUCUUCGAUUUCGCACGAAAUUUUGGGAUUCAAUUCGAAGGGAGAUGUGGUCAACUACAAAGAAGCGGUUUCGGCGGUCGAGAUAUGCGCCAAUUCUUCGAAACUGGUCACGUUUAUGGAUUUGGCAGGACAUCGCAAGUACUUGCGAACGACGGUUGCCGGGCUGAGCGGGUAUUCUCCUCAUCACGCUAUGCUUGUUGUGAGCAGCGUGUUGGGUAUCGUAGGCAUGACCCGCGAACAUUUGGCGCUCACUAUGGCACUGGAAGUUCCUUUUUUCGUGGUGAUAACGAAAAUCGACGUGGCGCCGCCGGGCGCCGUAUUGAAAGAGUUGCAGAGCACCAUCACUGCCGCCGGAUCUCGUAAGGUUAUCUUUGUGGUGGACAACGAAGACGACCUUAUUACGGCCUGUUCUAACCAAAGCAACGAACAGUUGGUUCCUAUAUUUUGCGUUUCCAACGUAACCGGCCAACGUCUAGAAUUGUUGACGCAAUUUCUGUACCUGCUUUCUCCCGGCGUCAACAUGAAAGAACGCGAAUUUUUGGAACAAGAAUUGUGCGAAUUUCAAAUCGACGAAACGUUCAGAGUGCCUGAUUCGGGAACGAUCGUUGGCGGCCUGCUAAUCAAAGGAGUAAUUCGCGAAGGAAUGGAAUUGAUGAUCGGUCCGUUGGACGACGGAAGAUACCAAAACGUGAAAAUAACCUCGAUACACCGAAACAAAGUUCCUUGCAAAUCGGUAAAAGCCUCGCAGAGCGCUUCGCUUCAACUCAACCAGACCAUCGACUAUCUACGAAAAGGAAUGGUGUUGCUGAGUCUUGGAAAAGACUUGAUUGCAACGUGGUUUUUCCAGGCUACAGUGAGCGUGUUGUAUCACGCUACGGCCAUCUAUCCGGGAUUCCAAACCACCAUUCACAUCGGUAAUAUAAGACAAACCGCGGUAAUGGCCGGCAUCAUGACGACUGGCGGAAUUCAUACCAACGACAAAGCUUCGGUGUUGUUUCGAUUUGUUCGAAGGCCGGAAUACGUGUGCGUAGGCAUGCGUUUAUUAUUUCGCGAAGGUAAAGCCAAAGGCAUAGGAAAAGUUACCCAAGUAUUUCCCAUCCAGAACGCGUCUUGUUGAACGUGGCAUGCGGCACAUGGCUUAGCUGCCACAAAAAUCAGCGCUGCGCUGCACUGAACGUACCCGCUGAACGUACCUGCGUCUCCUAUAUCGUUUAAGAAGAAUUACGAUUACGAUUACUUAUUACGAGUACCUACCUACCAGAUUGUACUUGGGUACAUACUCGUACGUGGUUGCUUCGUUUUGUUCGUCGUUGAAAUGUAAAAUAUAAAUAAGACAAUUUCCUGUUACGUAUGUACCUAUUUUCUACCCUUUAUUCGUGCUGUAAAAACGCGCGAUUCAAGUUUUUCGAAUACAUAGUAUUUUUUUUUA